AAUUCUAAAUGGUAUAGUUUAUUAACAGUUUUCCUCCCAGCACUUGGUGCGUGGUCUUUGCUGUUAUGUUUACAGAAAGCCACACUUCUUUGGCUGUUAUUAGUCUGGAUUUUCUAUAUUGUUGCCUUGAUAGUGAACAUCGGGAUCAUUUUUGGAUUGCUUGGAGACAAACUUGGCACCAAGAAGUUCCCGAGUUUAGGUCUCUUAAAGGGACUUCUAUGCCUCACGCCUCCUCUGUUAUUAUUGUUGCUACACAAUGCAGAUGACCUGGAUCGAUCUCAAGAACGCAAAGAUUUGGUGUUCAAGCUGUCUUUUCAAAUGGCCAUCGAUCUGUUCGAUGUUAUUGACAUGAUUGACAUUGUUUUGGAUGACAUAGGUCGUGCGAAUGAACCUCAGAGCCUACCUGCAGAUGUUAUAGCCACAUUAAACAAAACCCUUAAGGAGACUCUACCAAGCUUCACACUCAACACCACAGGUAUAUUAACCUCGGAAUUGAACAAAAGCCUUGCAAUACUUCCAGUAUUCGGUAGAGUGAUGAUAGGAGUCGCAUGUUUCAGUCUCAUGUUGUCUAUAUGGCAAUGGGCUGAAAACAAGCACUCCACGAAUGACACGGGUAUUCAAUUUCGAACAGAAGUUCCACCCAACGUUCUAGAGGUGAUCUUCGUCAAUUUCUUUUUCUUGAUCAUCCUGGAGUGGUUUUUUUUUUUAAAG
Molecule: messenger RNA, 711 nt
Organism: Porites lobata
Lineage: Eukaryota; Metazoa; Cnidaria; Anthozoa; Scleractinia; Poritidae
Source: the annotation of a GenBank genome assembly